This is a messenger RNA of Folsomia candida, 1281 nucleotides long. It is a transcript of the gene Dnaaf3, whose product is annotated as dynein assembly factor 3, axonemal. The record is from RefSeq and is a predicted model, not a curated record. The transcript has 7 exons. NCBI's taxonomy places the organism in Eukaryota, Metazoa, Arthropoda, Collembola, Entomobryomorpha, Isotomidae. Bases 1 to 1281 code for a protein of 426 amino acids. Gene Ontology annotation, biological process: axonemal dynein complex assembly; motile cilium assembly.
AUGGCUGUCGAUGAAGUUCGUUCGGGAAUGGGAUCUCUAGGAUUUUGGGGAAAUACGCCAGCUUGUGAUUUGUUGGGGCUUAUUGAAAAGUUUCAUAAAGAAGAUGUUGAUAACGUGUGCAACAUUUUGUUAAUGGGGCAGGCGGAUGGUCGUCAUAUUUUAAAGACGCUUGCGACACAUGCGACAGACGAGAAUGAGUUAAAUAUUCAUCUUGUGGAAAGCAGUCCCAUCCUGUUUGCCCGACAAUUGUUACUUAUCCACUUGGCGUUUCUUCCAAAAGAUAAGAUCGGGCUGCAUGAGAAGACCACACAGUUCAUGGAAAUUUUUGGAAACAUUUUAAUCCGUCCGCAAACUCGGAAAACUAUUCGAAAGUGUGCCGAAACGUUAAUAAAGGUCAUCACUGAUGACAAUGUUCGUGGUGAGAUUCUGCCAUUUGUAAAUUUUUCUGACCUCAAGCAUCGUGAUAGGGAUAUGAUUGUUGAGAUUUUAAAGUUUUGGUCGGAAUCGACCAUGACUGCAGAAGAGAUGCAAACACUCUGGGACAAGAGACUUCGUCACUGCCUUUCAUCCCGAUACGACAGCAGGAUGGGUGCUUUUGACUGGGACUUCCAAAUGCGAAUGACUGAGAAAAACAGUGACACAAAGAUCGUCAAUGUUCAAGAGUACAAAAAGUGGAGAAACUGCGGCCUUGCUUUCACCGAGUAUGAAAAUGACUACAAUCAGGCAAAUGUUACAUUUCUACCAGGGAAAACGUAUCCCUACCAAGGCGACAUUUUAAUUGGACCUUUCCUCCCUUACGGGAUCAAAACGGAAGACAAAACUUUCUUUGAGAAAGCAAAUCACGAAUACAAAAAUAAGUCACAGGACAUUACUUUCCACACUUUGAAUUCUGUUCUGAAAACUUUGAGUUCAAGAAACCUAAAGUCAGAAACUAUUCAAAUUCACUGUCUCCCAAUUGAUUCAACAAUCAAUUUGUGGAAAAAGUUCAAAUUUUUAGAGAAAUUUGACUUUGUUCUCGUCUCGAAUAUGCUUGGACAUCAGAUUACACCAGAGUUGACCAAGUUAUUGAAAAGGGACGGAGUCGUUGUCAUCGAUAGAACAAAGUACAUUUGGUACUUUCGAGAUGAAAACGACAAGGCCUACGAGCACAAAGUAGUAGAAUUAGCGGAUUUGGCAUGCCUGGCGUUAAACGACGCGUCUACAAAGGACUACUUGUCCUUCAAAGUGAAAGCGGAGAGAGAAUCGACGGUGGAGGAAGUCAAGUCUGAGGUUGAGAUAUAA